CCACCCCCGGCUACCAAAAAGCCGAAAAAGGGGGAUGUCGCCGAGAAGGAGCCCUCGGUCAUUAUCGCUGAUGAGCCCCCCGCCUCCGGGGUGCAGGUGGAGAAGCUGCCGGGUGGAACGCCGGCGGGGGCAGAGGAGUCGCUGCCUGAGAUCCUCACAGUCGCGUUCCCGAGAGGUACAUCUUUGGCCAGCGGCGCCGUCGACCCGGGGGCCAUCCUGAGGGGUAUGACCCCUGAGACGGAUAGGGCUGCCAUCGGGACCUAUAAUGAUGUGGCCCUCGAGGACCACAUUCUCCGCUCCUCCCUCUCUUUAAGCUUGCUUAGCCCUCGGCGAUCAGGCUCGGAGGCUUCAAGAAUGGCGCCUCCACAGAGCGGAGCAAGACGCCAGAAUGAGGGAGUGCCUCCUCAAGAACCAAGAGGCGGUGAAGCUGGGGGCCCAACUAGAAGAGGAGCUCCGGCAGAUGAGCUUGAAACUGGAGGCUGCAGAGAAAGGCAAGGCUGAUGCUGAGGCCGCUGCCAGGAGAGCUGCUAAAGAGGCCGAGGACUCCAAAGCGCUAGCUGUCGCCAAGGCUCAGGAGGAGGCCGUUGAGGCCUUUGUCGCCGAGGGUUGGAGAGCCGAGGGGCGCAAGAUGUGGGUGUCCUCGGUCGUGGAGGCCUGCGUUGAAGAAUGGGCCGAGGGCCCUGGGUGGGAAUGGAUGGCCCGGAAGGGCAGAGAGUACUAUGAAGCCGACGAAUUCUUCACCCAGGCCCUCAUCUACCGGAGGAUGGCCCGGCAUUUGGGCAUUGAGCAAAAAGACUUCUCCCCCUCGGCGUAUGGCCU
This is a messenger RNA of Cuscuta europaea, 819 nucleotides long. Lineage: Eukaryota; Viridiplantae; Streptophyta; Magnoliopsida; Solanales; Convolvulaceae. The record is from the annotation of a GenBank genome assembly.